AUGUCGAAAGCUGUCAGUAAGCGGUCCAAGUUCGCCGAGCUUCGAGCUCUCCGCGAGUCCGGCAAGAAGAGAUUCGACACAUACGAGGUCGAAGAGGUCGCCAACCUGUACGAGGAGGUCGAUGAGAACCAGUACAAGAAAAUCGUUCGGGACCGUCUAAACGAAGAUGACUUCGUGGUCGACGAUAACGGCGAGGGCUAUGCCGACGACGGCCGGGAAGAGUGGGAUCGCGUCCCGGUCUACGACGAUACAGAGAGCGAGAACGAGACGACGGUGCGUGGCAAGGGCCGUAAAGGCUCCAAGAAAGCCCGCCAGGAGGAGCAAGACAAGAAGGACGCCAACGACCAGGAUAUCGCCGAGUUCUUCACUAGAGGCGCCACCAAGGCGCAACCAAAGGUCAAGGUUGCAAAAACCGAGGCCGACGACACCUUCUUAGCAGACCUGCUCACAGAAGUCGAUACCAAUGUCACGGCCCCUAUUCCGAGGCCCGACAAGAGGAAGAACACAGAACGGCGGAAGGCCCGUGAACUGUCACCGGCCCCAGAGGCCAGACAGCGUGCUGUAAAGAAGGUCAAAAUCGUCGAUGACAGGGCGCCCCCUACCCCAAUUGCAGACGACAACUAUGUCGACGACAGCGGCUUCAAUCCAGUCGAUGACGACAUCCCGGCACAAGACGUUCCCAUGAGUGAUCCGAUUCCAUCCUCGCCUACUGCCAAGGCUGCAGAACGCAAGGUCCUCCCUAAGAUUAAGGUUGAAGAGGAGGAAGAUGAAGACAUGAUGGAGGUGGCACAUGCUGGCGCUAUCACUACCACAAGUGUCAACCUGUCGGCCUCUCGUCCAGUCAAGAAACUAGUCAAGGCCGAACCCUAUCCCUCUCCUGAGAGAUCUUCACCCAUUAAACAGGCAGAGGAAACUGUCGACGCGUCCUCCUGGAACGAGCUCAACUCAAGACUCAACGUCGUCAGCGGCUCGCAAGAGGUGCGCAGUGUCGGCAAGAUCGACUACAAGGACGCCAUUGAGGAUGACGGGAGCCUCAACUUCUUCUGGACCGACUACACCGAGGUCAAUGGCAGCUUGUGUCUGUUUGGCAAGGUCCUCAAUAAGAAGACGAAGCACUAUGUCAGCUCAUUUGUCAAGGUUGACAACAUUCUAAGAAAGCUCUAUUUCCUCCCCAGGAAACACCGCCUACAAAAUGGCGAGGCGACUUCAGAUGAAGUCGGCAUGAUGGACGUCUAUCAGGAAGUUGAUGCUAUCAUGACCAAGAUGAAUGUCAACAUGCACAAGAUCAAGGCUUGCAACCGCAAAUAUGCCUUCGAGCUUCCUGAUGUUCCCAAGGAGGGACAAUACCUGAAAUUGUUCUACCCAUACUCCAAACCUCAAAUCGACACAUCUCGACCUGGUGAGACUUUCUCGCAUGUCUUUGGGGCCAACACUGCCCUUUUUGAGCAAUUCGUCCUGUGGAAAAACAUCAUGGGACCUUGCUGGCUCAAGAUCCAGGACGCCGAUUUCGGUGCUGUCAAGAACGCUUCUCACUGUAAGCUUGAGCUGCUUGCGGACCAUCCAAACAUGAUCUCUGUCCUGAGCGAUGGUGACAACCUCGAUGCUCCUCCCCUGAACCUGAUGAGUGUCUCGCUGCGGACGACCUUCAACGCCAAGGACAACAAGCAAGAGCUCCUUGGUAUCAGUGCCCGAAUCUACGAGGGCGUGUCUCUCAGUGACACUACCCCAGCCGACAAGCUCCCCUGCCGAACCUUCACAGUCAUUCGGCCCAACGGAGCCGCCUUCCCGAUCGGGUUCGAGUCCCUGACCAAGGAUAGAAAGCGAGUCAAGGGUCUAGUAAAGACGGUCAAGUCUGAGAUGGAGAUCCUGACCUUCUUCCUUGCGCAAGUGGAUGUCGCAGAUCCAGAUGUAAUCCUCGGCCACCAACUUGAAGGUGUCGACUACAGUAUUCUACUGAAUCGUCUGCACGAGAAGAAGGUCCAUCAGUGGUCCCGGCUUGGAAGGCUGCGACGUUCUCAAUGGCCUUCUUCUAUGGGUAAGGUUGGUGGCAACGUUUUCGCCGAGCGCCAGAUCAUCUCUGGCCGACUUCUCUGUGAUCUUGCCAACGACGCGGGUCGCUCAGUCAUGUUCAAGUGCCAGUCGUGGACACUCACGGAGAUGUGCGGUCUCUACCUCGGAGGCGAGAGCAAGCGCCGAGAGAUUGACAACGAGGUUGCUUUGAAGACCUGGGCGACGUCCAAGGAUGGCCUUAUGGACUAUGUCACACACAUGGAAGCCGAUACCUACUUCAUCGCCGCUCUGGCCCUGCAGGUCCAAAUCCUUCCCUUGACCAAGGUGUUGACGAACUUGGCUGGAAACUCAUGGGCGAGGACCUUGACAGGUACUCGCGCCGAGCGGAACGAGUACAUUCUGCUUCAUGAGUUCCACCGGAACAAGUACAUUUGCCCCGACAAGCAGUCCUUCCGUAGCAGGGCUCGGAUCGAGGAAGAACACAACGAAGAUGGUGCGGCUGAAGGCAAGAAAAAGGACAAGUACAAGGGCGGUCUCGUUUUCGAGCCCGAGAAGGGUCUCUACGACAAGUUCGUCCUCGUCAUGGACUUCAACUCCCUGUAUCCAUCCAUCAUUCAAGAGUUCAACAUUUGCUUCACAACUGUUGACCGAUCAUCAUUGUCCGAGGAUGAGGAUGCAGUGCCCGAGGUCCCUGUAGACCAGGACCAGGGGAUCCUGCCCAGGCUGAUUGCCACCCUUGUCAGCAGGAGAAGACAAGUCAAGAGCCUGAUGAAGGACAAGACUGCCACUCCGGAACAGCUCGCUACUUGGGACAUCAAGCAACUUGCUCUGAAGCUUACCGCCAACUCUAUGUACGGAUGUUUGGGUUAUGACAAGUCGCGUUUCUACGCGCGGCCCCUAGCCGUUCUCACCACCUACAAGGGUCGUGAGAUUCUGCGGAGCACCAAGGAGCUGGCUGAGAGCCGCUCCCUGCAGGUCAUCUACGGUGACACCGAUUCCGUCAUGAUCAACGCCAACGUGGACAAUGUCGCCGACGCGCUCAAGGUCGGCAACGAGUUCAAGAAGGCCGUCAAUGAGCGGUAUAGACUGCUCGAGAUCGACAUUGACAACGUCUUCCGCCGCAUUCUGCUGCAGGCCAAGAAGAAGUAUGCCGCCAUCAACCUCGUCGAGGUCAACGGCAAGUUUGUCGAGAAGAUGGAGGUCAAGGGUCUCGACAUGAAGCGCCGCGAGUACUGCGCCCUGUCCAAGGAGGUCUCGUCCCGCAUCCUUAACGAGAUCCUGUCGGGCGAUGAGACCGAGGUCUCCGUCGUCCGCAUCCACGAGUACCUCCGUGAGAUCGCCGGCAAGAUGCGCGAGAUGGCCGUCCCGGCGCAAAAGUACAUCAUCUUCACCCAGCUGGGCAAGGCACCCAAGGAGUACCCCAACGCCGACUCGAUGCCCCAGGUGCAGGUGGCCCUGCGCGCGCUGAGCCGCGGCAAGACGGUCCGCAAGGGCGACGUCGUCUCGUACAUCAUCACGGGCGACAGCAAGUCCUCGGAGCCGGCGCCCAAGCGCGCCUACGCGCCCGGAGACGUCAUGAAGGCCGACUCUGGCCUCGCCCCGGACGUCGAGUGGUACCUCGGCAAGCAGAUCUUCCCGCCCGUCGAGCGCCUCUGCGCCAACAUUGACGGCACCUCGACGCCGCAGCUCGCCGAGAACCUCGGCCUCGACAUCCGGCGGUACCAGGCGUCGUCGUCGUCGUCGUCGCACAAUGCCGGCGCAAACGACCUCGAGAUCCACCCGCUCGAGUCGCAGAUCCCCGACGACGUGCGCUUCCGCGACUGCGAGCGCCUCGUCCUGCGCUGCCGCGCCUGCAAGGCCGAGGCCCCCUUCGAGGGCCUCCUGGCCUCGGCGGCCCGCGUCUCGGCCUCGGGCGUCUCGUGCCCGUCGUGCUCGGCCGUCCUGGCCCCGCUCUCGGUCGUCGCGCAGGUCGAGCGCGCCGCCCGCCGCGCCGCGGCGCGCUACUACGAGGGCUGGCUCGCCUGCGACGACUGCGGCACGCGCACGCGCCAGGUCAGCGUCUACGGCUCGCGCUGCCUCGGGCCCCGGGGCCUCGCGCGCGACUGCAAGGGCCGCAUGCGCUACGAGGUCGGCGAGCGCGACGUCUACAACCAGCUCGUCUACCUCGCCAGCCUGUGGGACGUGGACCGCGCCAAGGCCCGCGCCGCCGCGACCGAUGCCGCCGCCGCUGGCGGCGAGCAGGUCGACAAGGAGAGGGUGCUGGCGCUGGCCGAGCACAACCGCGUGCGCUUCGGCACCGUCAAGGCCGUUGUGGACCGGUACCUCGACAAGUGCGGCCGGCAGUGGGUGGCCAUGGACAACCUGUUUGCCAAGCUUGGCUUCGCUGCCGCUUGA
This is a messenger RNA of Thyridium curvatum, 4404 nucleotides long. RefSeq lists its product as uncharacterized. Gene Ontology annotation, cellular component: alpha DNA polymerase:primase complex. The record is from RefSeq and is a predicted model, not a curated record. Lineage: Eukaryota; Fungi; Ascomycota; Sordariomycetes; Thyridiales; Thyridiaceae. The transcript has 5 exons. Gene Ontology annotation, biological process: leading strand elongation; mitotic DNA replication initiation; lagging strand elongation. Bases 1 to 4404 code for a protein of 1467 amino acids. Gene Ontology annotation, molecular function: DNA replication origin binding; purine nucleotide binding; chromatin binding.